AAAUCUUCUUCCAAUGUAAAGGUUACAAAAUGGAGCCAAAUGCAUUGUAUAAUAGUCAUAUGGAAACUUCCCAUUGUGUUCGGUUACAUACGAGAGGUCACAUAGAAGAGAAAGUCAAUGUUUGUGCUUUUUGUGGAAAAUAUUUUACAAAGUCAGGCAAUUUAAAGGUUCAUGAGCGAAUACACACAGGAGUAAAACCAUAUGCAUGCAAAUUUUGUGGAAAAUGUUUUACGCAAGCCGGAAGUUUGAAAAUACAUACUCGAAUUCACACAGGGGAGAAGCCAUUCACUUGUAAACAUUGUGGGAAAUGUUUUAGAAGGUCAGGUGAUUUAAAGGACCAUGAAAAAAUGCAUACAGGAAUCAAGCCUUAUGCAUGCAAAUCCUGUGGAAAAUGCUUUACGAGGCUUAGAGAUUUGUAUGUUCACAACCGAAUUCACACCCGGGAGAAGCUGUUCACUUGUAAGCAUUGCGGAAAAUCUUUCACAACGUCGAGUGGUUCGAAGGUUCAUGAGAGAAUCCACACAGGAAUUAAACCAUAUAAAUGCCAAUUGUGUGGAAAACGUUUUACGAAAGCACAUUUGACUAGGCAUACCCGAACUCACACCGGGGAAAAGCCAUAUAAUUGUAAACAUUGCGGAAGAUGUUUUUCCACAUGUGGAAAUUUGAAAAAUCAUAUCUCAAUUCACACUCAAGAAAAUCUAUUCACUUGUGGGCAUUGCGGAAAAUGCUUUACAGACAGUGGGAGUUUGAAAAGACAUAUCCGAAUCCACACCGGUGAAAAACCUUACGCUUGUAAACAAUGUGCAAAGUGUUUUACAACGUCGAAUCAAUUAAAGGUCCAUGUUCGAAUCCACACAGGUACGAAACCAUAUACUUGUAAAUAUUGUGGAAAGUGUUUUACACAAUCGGGAGGUUUAAAAACACAUACCCGAAUUCACACCGGAAAAAAAAAAAACAUUGCGGGAAAUGUUUUCCAACGAAUGGUUAAUAAUCCGAUCGGUGUGACAUCAGUAUCCAGACAUCAGGGUCACAGAAUGCAAACGACUGCUACAACGUUUAAUAGACUUCACGUUUGCAAACAUUGUGGGAAGUCGUUUAAGACAAAAAGUCAUUUACGGAGGCAUACAGGAGAAAAACCCUAUGUUUGCGAUUUGUGCGGAAAAUGUUUUACAUCGUCAAGUAACUUGAGGAUUCAUAUGCGAAUACAUACAGGAAUGCAACCUUAUACAUGUAAAUUUUGCGGGAUGCGUUUCACAACAAAUGACAAUUUGAAAAGACAUAUCUCAACUCACACCGGAGAAAAACCAUUCACUUGUAAACAUUGCGGAAAAUGUUUUAGACAGGGUGGAAAUUUGAAAAAACAUAUUUUAUCUCACACCGGGGAAAAGCCAUUUACUUGUAAACACUGCGGUAAAUAUUUUACAAAAAAUGAUAGUUUAAAACAACACAUCCUCAAUCACACUGGAGAAAAACCUUACGCAUGUACACAGUGUGAUAAGUGUUUUAAAACGUCGAGCCAAUUAAACACAGGAAUCAAGCCAUAUGUUUGUCAAUAUUGUGAAAAGUGUUUUACUAGUACUGGCGGUUUGAAGAAGCACACCCGAAUUCACACAGGGGAAAACCCUGAUCAUUACGGUAAACGUUUUUCACAAAGUGGAAAUUUGAAACAACACAUUCUUAAUCACACUGGAGAAAAACCUUAUGCAUGUACAUGGUGUGACAAGGGUUUUAAAACGUCGAGCCAAUUAAAGUUUUAUGUGCGAACCCACACAGGAAUCAAGCCAUAUGUUUGUAAAUAUUGUGAGAAGUGUUUUACGAGUACUGGAGACUUGACGAAGCACACCCGAAUUCACACUGAGAAAAAAACAUUAAAGAAGCAUAUCCUGACAAACACUGGAGAAAAGCCAUACCAUUGUGAAAUUUGUGAAAAAUGCUUUACAACGUCGGCGAGUUCAAAAAGACAUGUACUAAACCACGCCAACAAUUAA
Messenger RNA from Styela clava, 1988 nucleotides. The record is from RefSeq and is a predicted model, not a curated record. Lineage: Eukaryota; Metazoa; Chordata; Ascidiacea; Stolidobranchia; Styelidae.